AUGUCGAACCCUACGCAGCCUUUCGAAUCUCGGCGGGCGACAAGCUACGGCCGACCUGAGGAGCUUCAUAUUCCAUCCGCGGCCCCCAACCUGCAACGACAGUCGAUGUCCCAUGAGUAUACAGCGGGGACAGAUAACCACGUCCCUUCUAUUAAUGUUCACCCAUCGGGGUCACAACCGGGUCAAUACGGAGCUGGAAGCAGCGGCGCGAGCGGAGUUCUCCCGGGAGCCCUCCAGCCAGGCAACGUCAACCGCCCUCCUGUGGUGUCAGUCAACACAGCGCCUUCGGCUCUGCCAACGCUACCAGAAGUAAACACACCUAUGCAGACAGCACUACCAUCGGGGCAGCAGCAGCAGCCGCCGCUGCCGCAACAACAGCAGCAAGCACAGUCACAAGCUCAGCCCCAACCGCAGCAGCAGUCGACCAACCCCCGGUCCAGUAUGGUUAAUUCUCACGGGCAUUCUAGAUCCAGCCCCGCAGGAUUCGAGCAACCAAAAUACAGACAGCCGGGCUCUUCACCUGGUGCUGGUUAUCCACCCCAAACCCCUCAAGGCGCUAAGUACUCGCCUUUGGGUCUAGCUGACAUCCGACCGACCGGGGACCUAUUGAGUGACCCAAUUACCGGCUCUGGGAUGCUACCGUUCAAUGGGGAAAAUCAGGUGCCGACAAAUAGCAACUAUAUUGCUCCCUGGCCUAUCUAUUCCAUGGAUUGGUGCAAAUGGCCCAUCACCGGGAGUUCCAGCUCCUUCGGCGGCAAGGUCGCCCUGGGAAGCUACUUGGAAGAUAACCACAACUACAUACAAAUCAUAGAUACCCAUUGGGCACAACCAGACCCGGACACGCCGGAUGCGGCAGCAGGAGAGAUCAAGCUCGAAUACGUGAAAACCGCAGAAGCCACCCAUUCGUACCCAGUCACACGGAUACUCUGGGAACCACCGUCGUCUCAAAAGCAAUCUACCGACCUUUUGGCAACGUCAGGCGAUCAUUUGCGGUUAUGGUCGUUGCCCGCCGCGCAGCCUUUGCCGAGCUCCAACUCCAUCACACGGUCGGCCAGCCAAGCCGCCCCAACAGCUAAACUCUCUCCGUUGGCCUUGCUAUCGAACUCAAAGUCGCCCGAGCAUACGGCUCCGAUUACCUCGUUGGACUGGAACACGAUCUCUCCCAGCCUGAUCAUCACCUCCAGUAUUGAUACUACCUGUACGAUAUGGGAUAUCCCCACGCUCACCGCCAAAACGCAGUUAAUCGCACACGACAAAGAGGUGUACGACGUUCGGUUCUGCGCGAAUAGUGUUGAUGUCUUCGUUAGCUGUGGUGCUGACGGCAGCGUCCGCAUGUUCGACCUCCGUAGCCUGGAACAUAGCACCAUCAUCUACGAGCCUACGGAGAAGCAUGAGAAGGUCCCCACUCCAGGCAACGGGAGUCCCUCCGGACAAGCUCAGCCCGUGUGGCCCCCGCCUCUAUUGCGGAUCGCCGCAUCGCCCCAUGAUUCCCACCUGCUUGCAACCUUCUCGCAAGACUCCAACAUCGUCCGCGUCCUAGACGUCCGACAGCCCGGACAGGCCCUCCUUGAACUGAAGGGCCACGCCUCCUCCAUCAACUGCGUCGAGUGGUCGCCCAAUCGCCGCGGGGUUCUCGCCUCCGGUGCGGACGACUGCUUCGUUCUCCUGUGGGAUCUCAUUAACCAGCACAAUGCGGCUCCGGUGCCCUCGAUGCCCCCGGUCCCGCACAACCCUGGGACGCCCGCGACACCCAGUGAGCGCGGUCCAGCCGCAGCCUGGCUAUGCGACAACGAAGUAUCCAACAUCAGCUGGUCUCCGCAGGGCGGCACCACGCCUGCCGGACAUCCGCGCGACUGGCUAGGUGUCUGUGGCGGGCGUGGGAUGUGGGGAGUGGCACUAUAA
Molecule: messenger RNA, 1902 nt
Organism: Aspergillus ibericus CBS 121593
Lineage: Eukaryota; Fungi; Ascomycota; Eurotiomycetes; Eurotiales; Aspergillaceae
Product: WD repeat protein
Exons: 4
Coding region: 1-1902 (633 amino acids)
Cellular component (GO): nucleus
Molecular function (GO): protein binding
Source: RefSeq, a predicted model, not a curated record